Molecule: messenger RNA, 3366 nt
Organism: Bipolaris maydis ATCC 48331
Lineage: Eukaryota; Fungi; Ascomycota; Dothideomycetes; Pleosporales; Pleosporaceae
Source: RefSeq, a predicted model, not a curated record
AUGUCGUUUCUGGGCUUCCGUCCCAGCUCGCGCAGCGGCCACACGCAAAAGUCGUUCAACUCGCACGGCCACCGCUCCGACGUCAAUCUUGCUUCGCAGCCGCCCCCUCCCCGCUCUGGCCGAGCUGCCACGGGUGCCAUGGACAUUGAAAAGAGUCGGACGCGCCGCGAGAGGACCUUCAUUGGCAGCGAAUGCUGCGUCUGCGAGGAGAACCUCGAGUACACGCUGCGCGGCGAGCGCAUCCUGCAGCUGUCCUGUGGCCAUGUGGCGCACGAAGCAUGCUUCUACGAGUACAUUCGCGAGUUCGAGUCGCAGCAUUGCCCGACAUGCGACGCCGCCCUCGCGCUCGACACUAGCAGAGGUGGAAACGUGCUAGAUCUGGGUAGGCCGUCGCCAGAAGCUGUGCCGAGCAGCCAUGCUGAUGUGGGGACAGAGAAACUCUCAACCAUUUCCAUGGAAACCAGCCUCAGCAGCCCGCGCGCCAUGCUCAAGAGCCCAAUACCCGCCCCAACAGUUACUGUGCGCAGCGAAUUCCCUACACUGAGUAGAUCACGACAACAGCAGAGCCUCACUUGCCUCGUCACAGUCGAAGUCGUCGAGGGAAAAUGGCGUCCGGAUCCGGAUGACAUGCGCAGUGCUCCAGCCCUUCCUUCCGUCGCCAGCGUUGCGGAGAGCAGUUACACCCGCAGCAAGUCGCCUGUAAACAACAGACCAUCCGAGCCCCAAUACGAACCGGCAGAGGUCCUGGACGAGAUUACAGAGGACCUCCAUGCCCGUGUUGACAACUGGCACGGCUUGGACUUUUCGCGCUUCGGCAAGUUGCGACUCCACGGCCACAUCCGCGUAGGCAAGGACCGUCAGUCAUGGCAGGAACUCGAAUGCUAUCUCUUCUCCGAGAUGCUCAUCUGCGUCAAGGAGAAGAAGGUUACCCAGCCCCAGUGGGAUGGUGCAUCGCCCACAAAAAAGACAAAAUGCACCCUCAAAGGCUCCAUCCUGAUCAAGAAGCACCUCAACCAGGUCGAACACUCGCCCGACAACUUGAUUCUCACCCUCAGCCUCUCCGUCGCAGAGCUCCCGGCCUUUCAUCUGCAGUUCCGAGACCCCAGCCAAUUAGAGCUGUGGCGUCGCGCCCUCAUGGACAUUCGUCUCGACUUUCCCGUCGCCACCCGCAUGCCCGAGUACGAUCAGGACAACUCGGGAACAGAAGAGGACGAAUACCGCCGGCCAAAGCGAGUUUCUUCCAUCAAUUCCUCUUACGGCGCAGCCAGGUCGACCAUGACGGCGCCUACAGAGUAUAGCACUUCGCGCGCGGGCAUGCCGGAACCCCGUCUCGGUACCUCGGUACAUGUCCCUGUCGACAUUGUUGUCGUCAUCCCUGUGUCUUCAUCCAUGCAAGGAUUGAAAAUCAACUUGUUGCGUGACACCUUGCGCUUCUUGGUAAACAACCUCGGCGAGCGUGAUCGCAUGGGUCUAGUCACAUUUGGUUCAAGCGGCGGCGGCGUCCCCAUUGUCGGCAUGACCAGCAAAGUGUGGAGAGACUGGUCAAAGGUGCUUGACUCCAUACGCCCGGUCGGACAAAAGAGCCUGCGUGCAGAUGUGGUGGAUGGAGCUAACGUGGCCAUGGACUUGCUCAUGCAACGCAAGUCGAGCAACCCUCUUUCGUCUAUCCUCCUCAUCAGUGACUCGUCCGUCUCGGAUACCGAAAGCGUCGACUUUGUUGUGUCCCGCGCCGAGGCUGCUAAGGUCUCUAUUCACUCUUUUGGCCUAGGACUAACGCACAAGCCUGACACAAUGAUUGAACUUUCGACACGGACCAAGGCAUCUUACACCUACGUCAAGGACUGGAUGAUGCUUCGCGAGUGCGCAGCCGGGUGCUUGGGCUCUCUCCAGACGACUUCGCAUCAAAACGUGAAGCUGAAACUACGACUACCAGAAGGUUCUCCUGCCAAGUUUGUCAAGAUCAGCGGCGCGCUGCACAUUACUAAACGAGCCACCGGACGAGACGCCGAAGCUUCGUUGGGCGACUUGCGCUUCGGCGACAAGAGGGACAUUUUGGUGCAACUGGCCAUUGCGCCAGACACAGGUUCCCCCGAGCAGGUUCCCCAGGAUCCUUGGGAAACAAUUGUAUCCGGCCUUGAAGCCCUUGGAGGUCCACUUGACCAGGACGACUCACGCACACUCAGUGUUGAAGAAGUACCAUUGAUCCAGGCUGAUCUCACAUAUGGUGACAUUCUUCGAGAAGGCUCCCUUGCGCACCUGCCGCGGCCAUCACUACUAGCCAUUACUUUACUACCUUCCAGCACAAGGAAGAACUCUACCACGGUUCCCCCGACACCCCCGAUUCCGCCUCACCCACAUGUUGUGCAGAGACGUAUGGAGUUGCUCACGUCAGACAUGUUGACACGCGCAUUGACGCUUGUCUCACGAGGCCAGCAUGAACGAGCUCAUCACUUGCUCACGGAGACACGCAGUAUCCUCAAAGGACUGGGCAAGGGUGGUCUGCCCCCACUUCCACCCCCUGGCCAUAGGCGCAACGACCCAUCCAGUGCAAACGGCAGUACAGAAUCAGCAUCGCCCACGACACACAGCGCCAGUGGAGACCCUCGAGCACGAACACCCUCACCGCAUGCCGACAGUCCCUUUACGCCCGCCGCCGGAAUUGAUGUACGAACCAUGCAUGCCCUUGACGCAGAACUCGAAUCCAGCCUUGAGUGGAUCAAUCACCCUGCUGUGUUUGGGCGGGAUUCGCGCAAGGCGGUACUUCAGGCCAUCGGCGUCAUUUCAUCACAACGAGCCUAUACAUUCAGGUCUCCAGCCGAGUCUCUCUGGGCAGAGCGCAUUGCUGGCAUCAAGCGUCUGUCCGAGCUCUCGCGCGACUGGCGCGAAACCGGAGACCAAGAAGCAUUGAUGGAGGAGAACUAAUCAUGUGCGCAGUCCUCUCUUAUGGAGCACUAUGUAUUUGCCUGCAUAUACCCUGUACCAUUCGCUGUCCUUUUCGCUCUGUUAUUGACGUUUGGUUUAUUUUACUUUUCCUUGUCUACUCUUCAUGGCCACACUAUUUUCUUUUGUUGGCCAUUGUAGCAUCUAAGCUGACUUCUGGCGCUACCUUUUGGGAGGCUUUUGUUUCGUUUGCAUACCUUUUCGGCUUCAUGAUACCAACACGGUCUGGAUCUCCUUGUAUUGCGCGGGUUUGCUGGGCUUGACAAAAAGUAGGACUUGGGCGUCACCAUCAACACAUUAUGUUUUAGAGGAUACCACCUGUGCUUAGCGAUUGAUUGGCUAAACACAAACACACACACACACACACACACACACACACACACCACUAUCUAGAUGCACACGAAUAUCACACACUCCUGAUUGUAU